CUAACCUCACAGCGAUUCCACCCAUCUUGGAGGCUCAGACCCUUGCGACAGCCACUGCUAGCACUUGAUUCUCUUAAAUGCUGUCGUGAGCAUGUUACUCUGCAUCUCUACAAGCAAUGAUGAUGCGGAGCAAGCCAGCCUCGUCCAUGCAGAAAACCUACGAUGAAUCCUAUCUACAAUGUUCGACCGCCGUGUUCUUUGAGGGCCAGGGUAAUGAAGCAGAAGCGCUUCGAUCUUGGAAGUCUGCGCUGGAUCAAAUAACUUACUACAAAGCCUACAAACUGCCACUCAAUUAUGCACCCAAGUCCGAGACCGAACGAGCGCUUUUCGAUUCCCUCAAAGAACUUGAGAUACAAUGUAAAGAACGAGUUGAUCUUCUUGAAACGCUCAAGAGGAGCCGGCAAGAGGUUGGCAGGACAACUCCUAGGGAGGACAGAUCAGAACGUAGUGGCCGAAGACGUCUCGAGAAACACAGAGGCGAUGCAGAGACACCACAAGAUCGACCAGGACCGCAGUGGUUAGGCGAUAUGACUGUACCGCCGUUGCAAAUGUCAGAACUUCCAACAGCUACGCCUGCGAUACUUUCUCGACCACCACUCAGGCCUGCGCGAAGUAGCGAAACAACUGCGAGCAACUCACCAGCACAGUACCCACGUGCCUCGCCCAUCGGGUACCCCCCUUCAUUGCCCGUGCCGACAACGAAAGUGUCAAGAAGCCCUAGCCCUGACCAUGCCAGGAAAACAAUGAGAACAACUUUACGGCCCGAAAAGAAGGGAUUUAGAAAAUAUCGGUCGGCACCGAAUCGUGAUAGACAAGGGGACACAAUGCGAGCGGCUGGCCUUGCGUGGGAGUCGCAGCCGCGCAGGAGUUCGCAACAGAGUCCGCGGCCGGAGUCAGACCCGACGAUCGAGGCGAGACUGAGCGCCACGGCUGCUCGUCGAAGCAUUGAUCAAGAGGCUGCGGCACGCUCAGAAGAGCAUCGCAGAUCCCAUCCCAACCCUGCUGAUAUUAUCCCACCUCACACAUGGCGGGAGCUCACAAACUCGGGCUACCCAAGUUCGACUAUGCAAAAGUCGAUGGAGAGCUUAAAACUGACAUCAACUUCGGUGCCCGACUUAAUAGAUCUAGACAUCGAGCCUGAGAAGCCACCCCAACCACCACCACACGGAUCAGUGCCAGGACCGUCUAUCUCCAAAGCAAGGACAGCAUCACCCAUCGCUCCAUCAAGACCGCCAGAUCUCGCCUACCGGAAGGAGUAUCCUCUGCGGCCACAAAAGGUUCCACAGCCGCUUGCCAACAGUCUUCUUGAGAAGGCCUAUCAGAGACCAAGCACUGGGGAGAGCUCGUCGGGCAUAUUCCGGAAACCUGUGGCUAGCUCAAGAACUUCGCUCGAGGUCCGGGGUCGAUCUCCAAAACGGCGGGAAGAGCAGUCGGACAGCGAGGAUGAUGCUUCAAAACGUAGCCUAGCCCCGCCGGUCCGACCGAAGGGCACCCGGACGCAAAGUGCAAAGACCAUCACUCCGCCUUCAACAGACGCCGAGUCAUUGGACGAUGAUGGCGCUGGAUCGGACCAAGAGAAGCGUAGGGUAAAGCUACUGAAAAACUUGCCAAAAGGGAUCGACGAAGCUGCGGCCAAACAGAUUCUCAAUGAGAUCGUGGUCAAGGGCGACGAGGUGCACUGGGAAGAUGUGGCUGGUCUCGAUGCGGCUAAGAAGGCUCUGAAGGAGGCAGUAGUGUAUCCCUUCCUACGACCUGACCUUUUUAUGGGCUUGCGAGAACCUGCUCGCGGGAUGCUGCUGUUCGGACCACCGGGAACAGGCAAGACCAUGUUGGCGCGAGCAGUGGCAACCGAGAGCAAGAGCACCUUCUUUGCCAUCAGUGCCAGCAGCCUCACUAGCAAAUGGCAUGGUGAAUCCGAAAAGCUAGUACGGGCUUUAUUCGCUUUGGCAAAGGCCCUUGCUCCAAGUAUCAUUUUCGUAGACGAGAUUGAUUCUCUUCUCAGCGCCAGGAGUGGCUCAAGCGAACACGAAGCGUCAAGGCGGAGCAAAACGGAGUUCUUAAUACAGUGGUCUGAUCUGCAACGAGCUGCAGCUGGCAGAGACACGACAGUUGGAGAUGCUAGCAGGGUGCUGGUUCUCGCUGCAACCAAUUGCCCGUGGGAUAUCGAUGAAGCAGCUCGGCGAAGGUUCGUCCGACGGCAAUACAUUCCACUACCUGAGGCGGAGACAAGAGAGACGCAGGUUCGGACAUUGCUGGGCCAUCAGAAGCACGAUUUGAGCGCGGAAGACAUUAGUCACUUGGUCCGCUUGACCGACGGUAAGAACGAAACAGACCAUCCGUUCUUGAUAGUACACUGGACUGACCUGUUGCAUAGGAUAUUCGGGCUCGGAUAUUACAGCUCUUGCGAAAGAUGCGGCCAUGGGACCUCUGCGAAAUCUCGGGGAAGCACUGCUAUAUACGCCUAAGGAGCAGAUACGACCGAUAAACAUGCAGGACUUUGAAGCCAGUUUGGCUAGCAUCAGACCAAGUGUGAGCAAGAAAGGUCUGGAAGAGUUUGAACAGUGGGCCAGGGAUUUUGGUGAAAGGGGCGGCUAGGCGCAAUUCGAGGGAUCGUCGUUCAUCACAGGACAACGCAGAGAGGCAUCAGUCAAUGUGGAUUUCGGCCAUUUCAUUCCAUGACACGUCGGAUGAAGGAGCACUGGGACAUUUCGGGGCGUUUAUGGCGAAAUUGGCAUAACAAGAAAUUGGCCAUUAUGCUCUCGAAUCGAGCAGGUGUGAGGCCAGGGUUAUUACGAGUGACGAUAACGUCGUAUAGAUUUGACGAAGCACAUUGUUCCAUGUAGGAUACUUGACAGAUAAAGCAGACACUUGUACUACACUUGUAAGGACUCGUUUGUCCAGCAUAGCAUACUGUACUACAUAUACGGAGUAUCCA
Exophiala oligosperma is the source of this 2935-nucleotide messenger RNA. RefSeq lists its product as hypothetical. The transcript has 2 exons. The coding region runs from base 117 to 2465 and encodes 782 amino acids. Lineage: Eukaryota; Fungi; Ascomycota; Eurotiomycetes; Chaetothyriales; Herpotrichiellaceae. The record is from RefSeq and is a predicted model, not a curated record. Gene Ontology annotation, molecular function: ATP binding; ATP hydrolysis activity.